CACGAUACCUUCCGAUAUUUUAAGUUGAAGGAAUAAAACCAAAUUUCAUCUAUGGAGGUAACUAAUGAUGUGAUAACCAAAGUUUCAACGUUCCCAUCAUUUUUGAACUAAAUAUUUGAUAAUGUCGCGAAUCGCAUAAUUUAUGACCUAAAAGUAUUACAUUUUUAUCGAAAAUCGUAAUGACGUUAGAAUGUUUGAUUCAUUGUUUCAUCGUUUCGUGUCAUUAUUUAAAUCAGUCGUCACCUGGCUCGGUUUACACAGUUUCAACAACAUCGACGUAGAAAUCUUAUACAAAUCAAAUGAUUUUAUCAUCGUCAACAAACCGGAAGACGUAUUUACAAACAAUCAUAACAAAGCAAGGCCAUCUUUAGAUGUAUUACUUGGAAAGAAAUAUCCCCAUUUGGUGAACAGCAAUUUAGAACAUGGUUUUUAUUUUGUGCACAGAUUAGACUUUGUGACCAGUGGUGUAUUAUGCAUUGCACUAAACAAACGAGCAUGUGCCAAAGCUUCAGGCGCAAUUCAAAAAAGAAUAUCCCGAAAGUAUUACAUAGCGUUGGUCAGAGGGCACGUGUCCAAAGACCAUUUGGAUUUGACUGAUUCUAUUGGGUACUGUGCAAGAGAAGCUGAAGGAAAUCGAAAAAUGUGCUCCGUGGAAGAGGUUUGUUGCACCGGGCCGCGGGACGCGCAYACCCGGCUUGUGGUGUUGGAGCGUGGCGUAUUCAUGUCAUAUCCUGCGACCAAAGUUCUGUUACAGCUCAUCACUGGCCGACGUCAUCAAAUUCGGGUGCACUGUUCAACAAUUGGCCACACAAUCGUCGGAGAUUACACAUACAGUGGUCGUAAAGACACAAUUCCUAGCCGAACGUUUCUCCAUUCAUACAGACUGGAACUAGGCAUCGAUGGCAUAAACGUCCAUACGAUCGAUCCGUUUACUAAGACUAAACUUAAUGGUUUGUGGAUCCCGGUGGAAUACAUCAACAGAGCAGAAGAUGAUUGUUUUCGAUUAUUUGAUAGCAGCAACUGAUAUUUGUGAAAUGUGACUUACGGUUUAUAAAAUUAUACUAUGUAUAAUGUAUUCAUGUUACAUGAACAUAUCAAUAUAACAACCAGUUUUAUAUUUUAAAACCUUUAAUUUUUAUGUAGCUUUAAAGACAUUGUCAUGACUUUGCUUAUUACUUCAAAUUUA
This is a messenger RNA of Diuraphis noxia (Russian wheat aphid), 1186 nucleotides long. RefSeq names its product pseudouridylate synthase RPUSD1-like. Lineage: Eukaryota; Metazoa; Arthropoda; Insecta; Hemiptera; Aphididae. The record is from RefSeq and is a predicted model, not a curated record.